AUGAAUCACAUCAGCUCGCCCAACGAGCCCUUCCCCGCGCCCACCAUGCUGGCGCAGGCGACGACGACGCACAAGCAGGGCAACUUCGAGAUCUCGUCGCGCAAGCUACCCAUCUCCAAGUCCGGCCCGAUCGACGACAUGUCGCGGCGGCUGGGGAUCCCGAUCCCGGAGAUGAUCUUCGGCGACAACCUGGUGGCGGUGCGGCACGCGCCGUCCGGGUGGGCGGUCGAGUUCGCGGCCGAGCCGGCCCUCGACGCCGUCGACAAGACGGGCGCCAACAUGCUGCAGGUCGCCUACGCCGGCGAGUGGUCCUCGUCGCGCGAGCAGUCGUCCGCCCACGACAUCCGUGAGGUCGUCAAGCCCUACGACUGGAGCUACAGCACCACCUACCGCGGCUCCGAGACCGCCAGCCUGCACGGGCCGGCGCCGGGCCGCGGCCUGCAGCCCGCGGCGGAGGGCAGGCAGAUCCCGCUGGAGCUUCUCAAGAGGCGCGACCCCAUCCUCUUCUUUGACGAGGUCGUGCUCUUCGAGUCUGAGCUUGACGACAAUGGCGUCUCCGUCUUCAGCUGCAAGCUGCGCGUCAUGGAGCAGCGCAUGCUGCUGCUGUGCAGGCUGUACAUGCGCCUGGACGGCGUGGUCGUGCGGGUCCGCGACACGCGUGUUUAUGUGGACUUUGAAAAGGACGAGGUCAUCCGUGAGUACACGGCCAAGGAGGACAAGUACGAGAAUGUGACGAGGGGUCUACGCAUGUCAGGGCUCCAUCCUGAUGCUGUCACCGCUGCCUUUAGGGACGCAAAUCAGGUGGCGCACCUGCUGCCCAUCGUCGAGCAGAAGAUAGACAGUGUUUCGCUUUCGGAAUGA
This is a messenger RNA of Diaporthe amygdali, 861 nucleotides long. RefSeq lists its product as uncharacterized. Gene Ontology annotation, biological process: TOR signaling. The transcript is spliced from 2 exons. Lineage: Eukaryota; Fungi; Ascomycota; Sordariomycetes; Diaporthales; Diaporthaceae. Gene Ontology annotation, cellular component: cytosol. The record is from RefSeq and is a predicted model, not a curated record. The coding region runs from base 1 to 861 and encodes 286 amino acids.